AGUAAACAUGGCGAGCAUCGAAGAAGCGGAACGCGAGCCACGUGUAAAAAAACCUAAAUUACAAAAUACAGAAAAUAGUAAUACUGAAGAAAAUGACGAUAAAGACAUCAGACCUAUGUGUAAAUAUGGUGAAAGGUGUUUUAGGAGCAGUGCUCAGCACAAAGCGGAGUUCCGACACCCCCAAGUAACUUUAAUUGAAAAUGGCGACAAGUGUAAACUUAGUCAAAGUCACGAAAAUGGACAUCACGGAAGCCAAAAUGACAAUUUACCAGUCUGCCCUAAUGGAUUUGACUGCGAAGAGACUGAAUUGAUACACUUCGCUGAAUAUCAGCACCCAGUUCAAGAAGAUUCCGAGGAAAAUGGCUUCGAUCAAUCGAAAGAGGAAAAUGAGUGCGAUGUUGUUGACGUCUCUGAAGCGUGGAAUGGAUGUGCUGCGACUCAGGUAAUGGAUGAGGAAGAAGAUUUCGGCAACGAUGAUACUGAUGGCAGCUUCACUUCUUCAAUUUCCAGAGACAACACAGUUUUAAGCCGAGGUCCCAGCAUUGUCAAAUGCUAUUCAAUSCUCUCAGAGGAAGAGCGCAAGGAGCUUAUCCGACGUGCCUUUGAGCUGAAAGAUAUGCUUAAGAAAGAGCUCAAUGAAACCCAAAAAAUCAUUGAGAAUAAAAACAAGGAAUUAAAGAGAGUYCACAGCCAGCUUGAGAAAGUAUCAAAAAUUGAUGGCGAGCAAGAAGCAAUGGAAAAAGGUGAACUGGUGUAUUUUCCACUUUAUGCGGAAAGAGAGUUCAAGGAAGGKUCAGCUGCUCAAAUCCAUUUCCGUUUGGCAGAAUCACAAUUCUAUCGCCUUGUGGAUAUCAAAGACAACUAUAGAGUGGCCAAAGUAGAGUAUGUUGUAAACCCAACUCUUAUAAAAAGAUUCAAGAAGGCACAAGAGAAACUAAAAGAGAUGAGAGGACAAAAUGAUUCCUAUCCAGUAUUAGCCUUCCAUGGAACUAAAGAGACUAAUAUACCAUCAAUAUCAGAAACAGGCUUUAGAACGCCUGGGGAAUCCAACUUUGAGCAUGCAACUGAUACCGGGUUUUAUGGCCGUGGUGUGUACUUCAGCGAGUAUCCAUCAUAUUCAAUGGGUUACAUCAAAGGUGCAUCCAAGUUGCUACUUUGCCAGGUCCUUCCUGGAAAAGUCUACCGUUGUACAAAACUGAUCCAUGGGGAACCCCUACAGUCUGAYCAYGAUUCUCACACCUCCCCUGAUGGGAAGGAAYUGGUUAUCUUUAACUCGCRYCAUAUAUUGCCGUCUUAUAUUGUUCACUAUGGAGAGGCAAAGGGUGAUUAUAACUACGAAGAGAAAAAACUAGAAAAUUAAAAGUAGAGUAUUAAUUAAGUCGAUCUUCUUAAAAACUGUAUCAGUGCAAGUGUUGUUUUAUAUCUUUAAGACUAUUUUUUAUAAUAAUU
This is a messenger RNA of Exaiptasia diaphana, 1449 nucleotides long. RefSeq lists its product as uncharacterized. Bases 8 to 1360 code for a protein of 450 amino acids. Gene Ontology annotation, molecular function: DNA-(apurinic or apyrimidinic site) endonuclease activity; NAD+ poly-ADP-ribosyltransferase activity; 3'-5' exonuclease activity. The transcript has 4 exons. Gene Ontology annotation, biological process: double-strand break repair. NCBI's taxonomy places the organism in Eukaryota, Metazoa, Cnidaria, Anthozoa, Actiniaria, Aiptasiidae. The record is from RefSeq and is a predicted model, not a curated record.